UUUAGGUCACGAUCGACGCGUUGGAUAACAAGUGAUUCCGUCGGCGUGCUCCUACUUGCCGGACGAGGUCAUCGACAUCGAGCCAUGGGCAAGGAGGAAUCAAGGGCCACGAGGCCGACGCCCUACUUGCCGCACGAGGUCAUCACGGAGAUCCUUCUCCGGUUGCCUGUCACCUCGAUUCUACGGUUCAGGUGUGUCUCCAAGGCAUGGCGCCGCACCCUAUCCAAGGACCCGUCCUUCCGCCUCCAUCGGCAACGGCAUCCGUGCCUGCUCAUCGCCCCGGAGAUCCAACUCGACAGAAAACGUACAGGCGCCACUGCUGGCCUCUACCGCUGGGAGGAGGCCCACGGCGCCGCAACCCUCAUGCACCCCAUUGACCCUCUGUCCAAGGCGCGCGGUCUCGCGCACUGCGAUGGGCUAGUGUUGGUGGCCACCGAUUUGGUUGUGUGCGUCCUCAACCCAGCCACACACCGCGUCCUCACGCUGCUGGGUUGCCACCACCCUUUUCGCCGUGCGUUUGGCCUUGGGCGUGACCCUCGCACAGGUACCUACAAGGUAGCCCGAUACUUCUACCAAACCGAUUUCGGCCUCAAGGUGUUCACCAUAGGAGUCGAUCAGCAUUGGCGUCAGCUGAUGGCGGAGUCACCGCACCUUGUCAACAUGCGACGCACAGCGACCUUCUUCAAGGGGUCCCUUCUUUGGACCUUCAGCAGAUAUGACUACCAAGUCAGGACUGGUUUCCUCAGGUUAAGAUUGGAGGACGAAACAUUUAACAUUGUUCCACCGCCUCCAUGCUUCGGGGAACACACUAUGCCGCUGCAUUUUACAAACGGAAAAUCGUUUUAUGGUCAAUGA
This is a messenger RNA of Triticum aestivum (bread wheat), 855 nucleotides long. Its product is annotated as F-box/kelch-repeat protein At2g43445-like. Gene Ontology annotation, molecular function: protein binding. The transcript has a single exon. Lineage: Eukaryota; Viridiplantae; Streptophyta; Magnoliopsida; Poales; Poaceae. The record is from RefSeq and is a predicted model, not a curated record. The coding region runs from base 85 to 855 and encodes 256 amino acids.